CAAUUUAAUAUAAAAGGCAAAAAAAAGGAGAAAUUGAAUGGAACCCUAUUAGAGAGAGAGAGAGUGAAAAAUCUGUCAAAAUCCAUUUUCUACUUUCUCUCUCUAAAAAAAAAUAAUCCAAUCGAUUCAAUUUUCAAUGGCGAACAGCAAUCUUCCUCGAAGAAUUAUUAAGGAAACGCAACGUCUACUAAGUGAACCUGCCCCAGGAAUAAGUGCUUCUCCCUCGGAAGAAAAUAUGCGAUAUUUUAAUGUCAUGAUUCUUGGUCCAACACAGUCUCCUUAUGAAGGAGGUGUUUUCAAACUGGAACUCUUUUUGCCUGAAGAGUACCCAAUGGCUGCGCCAAAGGUUCGAUUCCUCACCAAAAUCUACCAUCCGAAUAUUGAUAAGCUUGGAAGGAUAUGCCUCGAUAUUCUCAAAGACAAGUGGAGCCCUGCUCUUCAGAUUCGUACCGUUCUCUUGAGCAUUCAAGCACUUUUGAGUGCUCCAAAUCCAGAUGAUCCACUUUCGGAGAACAUCGCGAAGCACUGGAAGUCAAAUGAGGCUGAAGCUGUUGAAACAGCUAAAGAAUGGACGCGUCUUUAUGCUAGUGGUGCCUGAAGGCAUUAUUAAGUGAUUUUGACAAAGAAAAAAGCGAAAAAUCUGUGGAAUGCCAUUGUAAUUCACUGUCUAAUCAGAACGGGACUUGGGAGGACCGAAAGCUGAAUGCUUCGACUUACCAUCUAUAAUUGUUUCCCUGUCCUCGAAAUUGUAUAAUUAAAACGUUGCACCUUUGCUUUUUCAGAGUUGAAUCGGUCUUUCACUUUGAGACCAGAAGAAUUAUCUCACAGAACACUGAAUUGGAAGGCUAACAUUUGUUG
This is a messenger RNA of Capsicum annuum, 858 nucleotides long. RefSeq names its product ubiquitin-conjugating enzyme E2 36. Gene Ontology annotation, molecular function: ubiquitin conjugating enzyme activity. The transcript is spliced from 8 exons. The record is from RefSeq and is a predicted model, not a curated record. Bases 137 to 598 code for a protein of 153 amino acids. Gene Ontology annotation, cellular component: nucleus. Gene Ontology annotation, biological process: protein K63-linked ubiquitination; DNA damage tolerance. NCBI's taxonomy places the organism in Eukaryota, Viridiplantae, Streptophyta, Magnoliopsida, Solanales, Solanaceae.